CGUUGUUAGUUAACGACUCAAAAAGUGAUAAAGAUAUAAUGAUAAGAACGAUUUUCUUAUUGUAUUUCAUUGCGUGCAUACGGGAAAACCGUGGCGAAUGUAAUUUAUCUCUGCGUGCCGACUUCGGUACCCCGGCCCCGGUGUACCUUCGCAACGGCGAGCUCCUGUCCCCCGGGGCUGAUGGCGGCGUCAGCCUGCGGCGGGCGGAGCGCUUGCAGGUCGCCUGCCCGGGGACCAAGAAGUAUGUGGUGGUGGCCAACCAGAGCACCGGCGCUGAUAGUAUUGACAUAAAAUGCGUGCGCAACUCGACGUUCCAAGCGGUGGGUGGGUCGUGGGUGGGCGGUCUGCGGGAGGUGACCUGCACCCAGCCGCCCUGGUACGGCGCGGAGGACGUCGGCGCCUGCAGCGGGGGGAACAGGCUCUAUAGAGUGGGUUACCGCGUGUCCGGCGAGUUGCACGCGCGGUACUCGGCGUGCUUCGACCGCGGCAGGCUCCACACGCUGUACGUGAGGGAGCUGCUCAGCCCCGCCAACAAUUACUUGCAGAACGGCUCCAGAACUGGGUUCAUUGAAGGUGAGCUAUUCGCGAAGCACAGCAUGAACAGGCUGUACAAGCUGGAACACCAGCGGCGGCGCUUCGACGAGCUGCUGGGGCCCGGCAUGGGCGCCAAGUACGUCACCAAGACGCAGUUCCUAUCGCGCGGCCACCUGGCGGCGCGCGCGGACUUCCCGCUGGUGGCGGAGCAGCGCGCCUCCUUCCACUACGUCAACACGGCGCCGCAGUGGCAGCGCGGCAACGCCGGCGACUGGGCCGCGCUCGAGGAGGCUCUCCGUCGUCGCGUGCACUCGUCCGGCGCCCCGGUGACAGUAUACACGGGCACGUGGGGUGUCAGCACGCUGCCGGACGCGCGCGGACAGGACACCGAGCUGUACCUGGAUGUGGACACCAACAACAACGGCGUGGUGCCCGUCCCACUGUACUUCUAUAAGGUGGUACACGACGAAGCCAACCGUACAGCAGUCGCGUUCAUCUCCAUAAACUCGUCGUACUAUAACUCGUCGCGGGUGGACGAACUGACGUUCUGCGCCGACGUGUGCGACGAGAACCCGCAGUAUCGCUGGCUAAGAUGGCGGCCGCGAGACGGGACUCACAGCUUCUGCUGCACAUACCAGGAUUUCGCGCGGAAAAUACAGAAUCUACCAAAGUUAGAUGUUAGGGGACUGUAUUAUUAAGUUAUUUAUUUACUUACAAAGAUUGACACUAUGUGUGCAGACGUUACAAUGUUUUGUUCUUGUCUAUCAAGCUACUUUUUCAAUGUGGCAUAGACAAGAAUAAAAUAUUGACAAUUGUGUUGCAUACACAAAUUUAAUGUUAAGAAUUUGCUUUUAGCAACAUAGAGUACAUAAUUAAGUACAAUAUGUAAAUAUUUUGUAUUUAUAUUUUAGGGCCUUUUUGGGCAUAAUAUAUCAUAUUAAAGAUAAGGAUACAAAUUCAAAA
This is a messenger RNA of Aricia agestis (brown argus), 1497 nucleotides long. RefSeq lists its product as uncharacterized. The transcript is spliced from 8 exons. Gene Ontology annotation, molecular function: single-stranded DNA endonuclease activity; metal ion binding; RNA endonuclease activity. Lineage: Eukaryota; Metazoa; Arthropoda; Insecta; Lepidoptera; Lycaenidae. The record is from RefSeq and is a predicted model, not a curated record. The coding region runs from base 39 to 1232 and encodes 397 amino acids. Gene Ontology annotation, biological process: apoptotic DNA fragmentation. Gene Ontology annotation, cellular component: nucleus; mitochondrial inner membrane.